Molecule: messenger RNA, 5313 nt
Organism: Bactrocera tryoni
Lineage: Eukaryota; Metazoa; Arthropoda; Insecta; Diptera; Tephritidae
Gene: GckIII
Product: serine/threonine-protein kinase 24
Exons: 10
Coding region: 1239-3290 (683 amino acids)
Biological process (GO): protein phosphorylation
Molecular function (GO): protein kinase activity; ATP binding
Source: RefSeq, a predicted model, not a curated record
UGUGACAAUCAAGUUGAAAAGGAAACAAGAAUUAAGAAGACAGAAGAAUAUAGUUUGAAUUUACAUAAUAUUCCAACAUCUUCUCGUUUAAAGCAAAAAAACAAGGAAAAUUGUUUAUUUCAUUUCGCUCCCGGCCAACGCAACAUAUUCCGGUUGAAUUCAAAAUUGCAUUUUUCAGAUUUACAAAAUAAGCAGAGAAAACAAAAUUCCCUUUUAAGUGCGAAGAAAAGCUAUGAAAAAGUGAAAAACGAGAGCAAGAGGACGGCAAAAAAUUACAAAUGUUGAAAAGAAAACUUUUGUAGGAAGAGAAGUGCGUAAGUGAAGUGCAAAAUAAUCAAGAAAUAACUAGACAAGGAAUAAAACAUAAAAAAUAGCCAAAAUAAUAUUAAAACUAAAUUAUAGCAAAUGCUUAUUAGAAGUAAGAAGAAGUGAGGAAAAGAAAACAUAUUCAUCGAACACUAAUUUCGAUUCAUCAAUAGACAAAAAAAGAAAGCAAGUGGUAAAACAGAAACAAAAACUUGAGCCAGCGAGGCUUCUACUGAAUACAAUAAGACGAAAAAAAACCAACCAAACAACCAACGCGGCAGAGAUUUGCUACCAAAGGCAGAAAAGAAGCAAAGCAGAAGUAGCUUAACGAAGAAGCAACAGUGGUCGUGGUGGGAAUGCUGGAGCGGAGCACCCCCACAGCAGCAGACCACCUCAAUCAAAAUUUCCAAAUAUUUUGUUAUUGUUUUAAUCACAUAGAACAAACACCAAGAUAAAUUUUUCGUUUUUAUUGGGAUAUUGAUCUGGAUUAUUACAUUAAAAGACUUGGCAAUAAAUUAAAGUAUUAACAUUUUAUCUACGUCUGAAAAUAACAUGAGCAAAGCGUGCGAAAAACUACUGCAGUGAGUCAAACAGAAUACUAGCUGCAUUAGCUAUACUGCAUCAGAAUUAGUCAAACAUCUGCUGCCGCCAACACCAUUACAGUCUCCUCGGCCACACUAUUAACUUUGAUCAACGAAAAAGUUGGUGUACAUCGCUUUCCGCAGACACCACCGCCAGCUAGUGUAUCGGUAUCAACAUCGUUGCUCUUAAGCAAAUCAACUGCAACAACUACAGCACGCACUUGGCGGACAUAUCCGCAAACGUUUACCAAGGCAUUACGCACCACAACUCGACGCUCUGUGCCACCGCCAUCCAAGCGUGCCGCCACCGUUGUUGCUGCCAAAGGUGCAGCUAACAAUACUGCAGCCACCAUGGCCUGGACAGAGAAAGUGGAUCCCGAGCUAAUUUUCACGAAGCAAGAAAGGAUCGGGAAAGGUUCCUUCGGCGAGGUAUUCAAAGGCAUCGACAAUCGAACGCAACAGGUCGUGGCGAUCAAGAUAAUUGAUUUGGAAGAGGCGGAAGAUGAGAUCGAAGAUAUACAACAGGAAAUUAUGGUACUGUCACAAUGUGACUCACCGUUCGUUACGAAGUACUAUGGAUCGUACCUUAAGGGUACAAAGCUAUGGAUAAUUAUGGAGUAUUUAGGCGGCGGUUCGGCGCUGGAUCUAAUGAAAGCUGGUUCUUUCGAGGAAAUGCACAUCGCAAUCAUAUUGCGAGAAGUGCUAAAGGGUCUGGACUAUCUGCAUUCGGAACGCAAAUUACAUCGAGACAUCAAAGCGGCCAAUGUUUUGCUAAGCGAAAUGGGUGAUGUAAAGUUGGCUGAUUUCGGUGUUGCUGGCCAGUUGACGAACACAACGUCGAAACGUAAUACAUUCGUAGGUACGCCAUUUUGGAUGGCACCCGAAGUGAUAAAGCAGUCCAUGUACGAUUCGAAAGCGGACAUUUGGUCACUGGGCAUCACAGCAAUUGAAUUGGCCAAGGGUGAGCCGCCCAAUUCGGAGUUGCAUCCAAUGAGAGUUUUAUUUUUGAUACCGAAGAAUAAUCCUCCACAACUAACGGGAAACUAUACGAAAUCGUUCAAAGAUUUUGUGGAAGCGUGCCUUAAUAAGGAUCCUGAAAAUAGACCGACAGCCAAGGAACUAUUGAAAUAUCCUUUUAUCAAGAAAGCCAAGAAGAACUCGUACCUUAUCGAUUUAAUUGAUCGUUAUAAAAAAUGGAAGCUGCAGAAGGGUGAUGAAAGCGAAACCGAAUCGGAGAAUUCAGAUUCUGACGAAUCGAAACCCGGCGGCAAUAAUGACGAACCUUGGAUAAUGACCGUCAAAGGGCUCAGCAUCAAUAAUGCGCCACGCGAAUCGAUUGCAAAUAGCAGCUUUAAGGAGAUGGAACACAUGAAAAUAGCACAGAAAUUAUCACAAAGCAGCGGAGCAACGCCGAUCGCAAUUAAUGCGGCCAACAAACACUAUCCGGGUAGUGGCGCAACUUCGGUAGCGUUGUCACCGUCCGCCACAUCGCAACAACAGCAAUUGCACGACAACAUGGCGGGCAGUCCGCCCGGUAAAGCUACGCUAACAUCAUCGUCCUCGUCCGCAGCUACGCAACGCGAUACCAACUUAAAUCAUUACAAACAAGCAGCGGCUUCGGCUGGUGUACUACGCUCAUCCAGCUCUAAUAUAACGCAUCAACCGCUCAGUCCAACACAUAAGCAAUCGUCGGGCAGCCAAGAACUGCUAUCGUCGUCGAGCGGCAGCAAUUCGCCAAAUGCUGAUGGUAUGAAGAAGAUCAGUAAUAGCAGCAGCAGCAAUGCGGUCUUCCAAGAGUCCAAAUCGAACCUAAGGCAGAGUCGCUCCGCUUCACUAGAUGACGAACACGAACAGCGACGCUCAUCGCUCAUCGAGCAUGCCAAAAGCGAAGAUCAACUGCGUGAAGAAGAAACGCGUGCGCAGCGGCGUAGUAUGCAUGCCAGCGGCGUGUCAUCCAACUCGUCGCCGAUGCUUAGCUCCAGCUCGAGUGGUGGCAAUUAUAAUGGCAAUGCAGCAUUGUCGAAUAGUAGUGCGCAUGGCGAGCGUUCAUAUGGCGCAGCAUUGGAAGUGUCCGCAUCGGCGUCUGCCUCCGCCACAGCUGUGUCGUCCAAUAAUUCCAAUCACAAAUUGGGUGGCAAUCGUGUGAUGCAGACGAAUAGCGCAUGUCUGAACAAUUUCCUCUUUCCAGUUCUUACAGAUAUUCAACGAAAGUACGCCAAUUCGAGCAAAAAUUCAAACGUUACGGACAUUGGUGACUUAAAGUCAGUAUUGGAAUUGGCCGAGCGUAGCAGUCCAGGUGUCAGUGAUUUGUUCCUCAAAGAGAUAAUUCACAAACUAGUUCCAGGCUACUCAGAGACGCGUAUUAACAAUAUUAUGGACAGGGCUAUCAGAAAUAAGAAGUAAACGAACACAAUGGUACAUGGACUGAUUUUAAGUAAAAACAACAACAACAACACGAAAAAAUAUCUAAAUGUUAUGAUAUUUAAAUAAUAAAUAUACCAGUUUGGAGCGAUUGGAACAUGUGCAUAUAGCAAAUAUUUUAGAAAUUGCGACAAAUGCGCAACUAAGCGAUAUAACACUUUAAAAAGAAAAGAAAAAGUAACUCCAUACCUAAAUAAAUUUAAAUAUAUAUUUAAAAGAAAUUUAACAAAAAGAAAAUAUGAUAAAACCAACAACAACAACAACAGUGUACUACCCCCGCAAUAUUGUUUGUUAUGAUAGUGUAAUAUUUAUUGGAUUCCAAAUAAAUCGUUGUCACACUGAUGCGUGCCGCGAUAAGCUGUUAGGUUCUCGUUUGAAGAUUAAUUAAUUGUAGAUAAUUUGAUGAAAUCAACUAUUGCAUACGAUGAUACAUUAAUUAGUGUGAAUGUAAAAUGCAAAAUACAUAUUAAAUUUAAAGAACUCUUAUAUAAAACAAACAAAAUAAACAAAACAAAUUGACUUAUUUGUGUAGUGUUUAGCUAAAUCCGCUGCUGUGAGAGAUACGCCUGUUGGCACAAUCCCACACACGGUUUUCUAAUAUAUAUUUCACAAGUUGAUUUUUUUUUUUGCAAAUGCACCACUGAAAUUGCAGUUUUAGCCUUAAAACAAGGAUACAGCGUAAAAAAGUUCUUUAAUUUCAAUUUAAACCGCAUCUAAAGCUUACUUUCUCACAUAUUUUAUAUAGAUCUUUUGCACUAAAUUUUCAGUUUUCGCUCUAAAGUAAGGAUAUAACCCAAAUAAGUACUUCAAUUUCAAUUUAAACUGCAUCGGAAUCUUAAUUUUUUAUUUUCCCCAUAUAUUUUAUAUGGAUCUUUUGCAAUAAAUCUUUUAUCUACAAAGCAUAUAUACAUACAAGUUUGAAAAAGUGAUAUUCUAAUACAAAAUAUUCCGCUUUGCAAAAAAUUUCUUAAUACUUUUUUUCAUAAACGCAUUCCUUUAAAAAUUAUACGCAGUUAAAGUUAUAUGCCAAGUGGACUUAGCAUUCAUACAAGUGAUUUAUACAUUCUAUGUUGCUCAUACGACAUGGUGUACUAUAUGAAUACAGUACAUUUGAUGUAUAACUUUAACUGCGUAUAACUUUUAAAGGAAAGUUUUCAUGAAAAUAAUACUAGAAACUUUUUUGCAGAACACUAAAUUUUGUACUAGAAUAUCUUAUCUAUUUUUUAAAGUUGUAGAUUUAUUUGCUUCAUGCAAAAUAUCAAAAUAUCCCAUGUUAUAUAUGUAUGUUUAUGGCAAAAGAAAUAUGACUUAGGCACGGUUUAAACUAAAAAUAAAAAGCUUGUUUACAUUGAAACCCUAUUUUUAUGCCAAAAACUGAAAUUUCAGGCGAGUUUUGCCAAACAAAAAUCAACCUAAGAAAUAACGGACACUCUAAUAUACAUACAUAUGUAUAUGUAUACUUAUAUCUAUGUAUGUAGUUAAAAUUAAAUUUAAAUUAAAGCAUAACCACGUGGCAGAUGCGAAAUUGUAUGAGUUCGUUUUUUUAUAAUUUAGUAAUUUUGUUUUGUUUUUGUAUUAAUUCACACACUUAAUAUUAGUUGUAAUUGUAAAAGUUAUAAAGAUAAAGUAACGUACAUAUACAUAUAUAUGAAAAAGGAAUGAAGAAAAUAACUAAAAAUUAUAAUUUAAAGAAAACGGUCUAUGUAAAAAAUAUAGUAAACUAUGUGGCAAUGUAAAAUUGAAACUAACAUGAAUGCAUACAUACCUACAUACAAUAUUAAUACUAAACAAAAAAUAAAUAAAAGAUAAUAGUAUUUAGCAAUAAAACCUACAAUACUUACAUACAUGCAUACCUAUUUGAAAAAUCAGUAACAACAAAAUGGGCAAAACGACAAGCAAGUAAAUAACAGUAAUGGCAAAUAGUUUUAACAAAGCAACAACAGUAAGAAAAACUCUAUUGAAGUAAUACAAAUAAAUUAUCGGACAAUAUUAUAAAGACUAUCAA